CACUUACGGACGCGGUGACGUCAGCCCUAGUCGGUGCGUCGCCGCGGUCGAGGCCGCGGUGCUUGAGGAUCCUGGGGCGGCAGAAGGGUCGGUCCGAGGCGCGGGGCCGCAGAGGGAUAACGGCUAGGGGGCUCUCCGAGGUCCUGUCCCCAGGGUUCAGUUACUGGACUUCCACCCGAGCAGAAGGUGCUGGAAGGCGGACUGGCCACCAUGUCCACAUUCAGACAGGAAGAUGUGGAAGACCACUAUGAGAUGGGAGAGGAGCUGGGCAGCGGCCAGUUUGCAAUUGUGCGAAAAUGCCGGCAGAAGGGCACCGGGAAGGAGUACGCUGCAAAGUUCAUCAAGAAGCGCCGCUUGUCGUCCAGCCGGCGGGGCGUCAGCCGGGAGGAGAUCGAGCGGGAGGUGAACAUCCUGCGUGAGAUCCGGCACCCCAACAUCAUCACGCUGCAUGACAUCUUUGAGAAUAAGACUGAUGUCGUGCUCAUCCUGGAGCUGGUCUCAGGUGGGGAGCUCUUUGAUUUCCUGGCAGAGAAGGAGUCGCUGACGGAGGAUGAGGCCACCCAGUUCCUCAAGCAGAUCCUGGACGGUGUCCACUACCUGCACUCCAAGCGCAUCGCCCACUUCGACCUCAAGCCAGAGAACAUAAUGCUCCUGGACAAGAGCGUGCCCAACCCAAGGAUCAAACUCAUAGACUUUGGCAUCGCCCACAAGAUUGAAGCAGGGAAUGAGUUCAAGAACAUCUUUGGCACCCCAGAGUUUGUGGCUCCCGAGAUUGUCAACUAUGAACCCUUGGGUCUAGAGGCAGACAUGUGGAGCAUCGGCGUCAUCACCUACAUCCUCUUGAGUGGCGCAUCCCCGUUCCUGGGUGAAACCAAGCAGGAAACCCUGACCAACAUCUCGGCGGUGAAUUACGACUUCGACGAGGAGUACUUCAGCAACACCAGCGAGCUGGCCAAGGACUUCAUCCGCCGGCUGCUUGUCAAGGACCCCAAGAGAAGAAUGACCAUUGCCCAGAGCUUGGAGCAUUCCUGGAUCAAGGCGAUUCGGCGACGGAAUGUGCGGCGUGAGGACAGCGGCCGGAAGCCGGAGCGUAGGCGCCUGAAGACGGCCCGCCUCAAGGAGUACACCAUCAAGUCACACUCGAGCAUGCCCCCAAACAACACGUACAUCAACUUCGAGCGCUUCUCCAAGGUGCUGGAGGAGGUGGCGGCGGCUGAGGAGGGUCUGCGUGGGCUGGAGCGCAGCCGGCGCCUCUUCCAGGAGGACAUCGGAGCACUGGCGGCCAUCUACGAGGAGAAGGAGGCCUGGUACCGGGAGGAGAAUGAGAGCAUCGGUCAGGACCUGCGGCGGCUGCGGCAGGAGCUGCACAAGACCGAGGCGCUGCAGCGGCAGGCCCAGGAGGAGACCAAGGGCGCCCUGCUGGGGGCCAGCGGGCUCAAGCGCCGCUUCAGCCGCCUGGAGAACCGCUACGAGGCCCUGGCCAAGCAGGUGGCCUCUGAGAUGCGGUUCGUGCAGGAUUUGGUGCGAGCCAUGGAGCAGGAGAAGCUGCAGGGGGUGGAGUGCAGCCUCCGCUAGGGCCACAUGGGGCAGGCAGGCAGGCCCAGAGGGUACUGGGGUGAUGGCUGUGCUUUGCAGUCCGGGAAGGGCACUGGACUGGGGCAUGUUCCAUGGGCCCAGGAGUUGCAGCCACGGGGUAGGGCUCAGUCACAGGAGGACAGGCUGGUCUGGGCCUCUUCUCCCCCACCUUCCAUAGGGCCACCUCUGUAGUCCACCUCUCUCCCGGGCCUGCAGCAUCAGCAGGGAAAUCUGGACUCUGAGGGGUUGGUACUGCUAGGGUGAAAUUGGACAUGGUAGACACAGGUGCUUCACACCUGGCAGGGUGACAGGGUGGCCCCCUUCAUGUGCAGGGCCUAGGUCGGGGCUUCAGGCCCUCCACGCGGGUCUGUGCACAUGGCCCCUCGGGGAGGCUUUGCCGAGGGACCCCUGGGCUUGGGGUUGGAGGGGCCCCAGCGGCCCUGCAGGCACUUCCUCCAGGUCGGCAGUGGGUGGCCUCUGAGACCGGCUCUUCCCAUCCCCCAGCCCCUGAAAACAUCCCUAGCCCAGGGCUCGGCCCCUGAGCCCCCACUGAGGAGGUGACCCGCCAUGGCGGUGCUGUUGAGGGCUGUGGCAGGGCACAGUGCCUGGACUCAGUGAUUGAACAUCUGCAGAAGCCGAGUCCCUGGGGCCUCCCUGAAGCCCGGGAAGGCGCUUGCCUCCAGAGCGCCAGGCUGGAGCUGUCCCUGCUCCGGGGCCUCAGGAUGCCAGUGCCGCCUACCCAGCUCCCUUCUCCAGUGCUGUGUUUUGGCCUGCCAGGGCUCCAGGCCAGCAUCCCUUGUGGUGGGCCAUGCGGAGUAUUCACCCCCAGAACACUGCAGAGGCCGAGUCCCCCUGCCAGGGAGCCGUGGGGUCCCUUUGCCCUCCAAGGCUCUGCGCUGUCCUGGGGGAGGGGUCGUCUUGUCUGACGCUGCCGGUGUUUCCCUUGAGCACCUGGCCCGGAAGGUGCUUUCUGCCCUGGAGCAGAGGCGGGCGGAGGGAAUUGCAGAGGGCAGUGCCUCCGUGCGCCACUAGGUGCCACUCCCGAGCAGGGUCUUGGCUCCAGGCUUCAGUGGACGACAGUCUAGCUGGUGGCUGCUCUGAGCUCAGAGCUCUCUCCUGCAGGGUGUGAAGCAAGGGACACCUUGUUCAACCCUGCCUUAGCCCAGAGGAGUUCUCCAAACAGAGGCCAGCACAGGCCAAGGGAGGAGCUCGGCAGGUGGGACUGGUUCUCCAGCUAUGGCUCAGGCCACCAGUUUGCUGCUGGGGCUGAGGCAAGACCUUGGGACCUGGCUGUGGGGUCCUUCCUCAGGCCCAGGCCCGUUCCUGGGGGCUGGGUUGGGAACCCAUGUACACCCCUCAUAAGCUCUGCUGUAUCUCAUGCAUGCCUGUGUGAGCACGUGCCUGCCCCAAGCCUCAAGGAAAUAAAGGCCCACUUGCCUGA
Messenger RNA from Manis pentadactyla (Chinese pangolin), 3016 nucleotides. RefSeq names its product death associated protein kinase 3 (gene DAPK3). The transcript is spliced from 9 exons. Gene Ontology annotation, biological process: protein phosphorylation; positive regulation of apoptotic process; intracellular signal transduction. Gene Ontology annotation, cellular component: nucleus; cytoplasm. The record is from RefSeq and is a predicted model, not a curated record. Gene Ontology annotation, molecular function: protein serine/threonine kinase activity; ATP binding. The coding region runs from base 211 to 1575 and encodes 454 amino acids. NCBI's taxonomy places the organism in Eukaryota, Metazoa, Chordata, Mammalia, Pholidota, Manidae.